AUGGAUUGUAAUAGUACGUAUAGAUAUGAUGACUUAUUGAUUCCGGAAACUAAAGAUCAGAAAAUAAAUACAGGCUCAACCUCACGUUUGCACGAAUGUAGUCCUUUUUCUGUUACUUCAACUAUAAACUUUGUUCGACUUGAUGGUAUCAGUGCCACAGGUGAAAUAAAUAAUCUGGAUAGGUACUUCUUUUCUAGUACUUGUAAAACUAAGAACAAUAUGAAAUAUUUUCUUGACACUUUUAUAGCCAUACAGGGAAAAGAAAAGGAAGUAGAAUCCUGCUUUUUGGAAAACCUGAGAGAAUUCCUCAGUAAGAUUAUAGAAACAUUUACAUCAGGAAACACUUCAAAGUUAUUAGAACAGAAAGAUACUUUGGAUUCCUUUUUCAAUAGAUGCAUACAUUUCAUUAUGAAUGCUGAAAACUAUUUUGAGACAACUGAAGAUGAUAAUUCCAAAAUAAAUUUUUACUAUGUUGCUGUUCUUGUUCUUGUUUCACAAAAGUUAGUAAAAAAUAAAGAAAAUGGCAAUCAUGUCUAUAAAGACAUACUGAGUUGUGUGAAUAAGGCUGGAUUAUUUUUGGAUAUACAAAAGGAUCAGAACAACAGUGUUGAUAUCCAAGAAGAAAGUGGUUGGUACAUGAAAGUGUGCUGGAACCUAGCUUUACAAUCUGAUGUACCCUCAGAUGUUAUGUUUGACUUGUUUAAUCAGUGCUGUCAUUUCUUAAGUAUUUGCAACAUAGACAUUGAUGCUGCUAGUCAGAUUCGUUACAAGACCUGUCUGCUAAUGGCUGCAGCCUCUGGAAUUAAUGCAGCUAAUCAGGAAAGUAAUUCCGAAGUUAGAGAAACCAUUACCAGGAAAGUCUUAGCCAUUACCUCCGAAUGCAAACAGUUAGUUGGAAUAUUAGAAACCAAUAGUGCAGUGGGUGAUGAUAUGAAAAAAAUUCCAACUUUAAAGCUUCUUCUUCUUUAUGAAUUUGAAGCCAAGACAAUAAUUAAAUGCUCAACUUUGGAAUGUACUUUUGAAGAAGCCUUGGUGUUCCCUGAUAUGGAUGCUAAGUCAUUUGAAGUCUUAGCAGCUAUUGCAAAAAAGAGUGGAUUAUGGUGUUUCCGAAUUGUUGUUAGAGCUUUAAAAGUGUCAAUAACAAAACACCUGGAGAAUGAAAACUGUGAUUUUAUACAACUUAGUAAGGAUUAUCAUUCUUUAAUUGAGGUGUUGUUUAAAGCUUAUUCUGGAGCGAUUGUUAGCACAGAUAAAGAAGCUCAAAGAUAUGUAUACGAAGUACUUAGCCUGGUGAAAAAAGCACAAGAUCAGUACCCUGAGAUAGAGGUAGUGUGGCUGAUGACCAAAACCUGGAACUUUGGAGUUCAGAAUUACUUACAAGAAAAUCUGGCCAUGGCAAAAGAAUGGUGUGGAAUAUCCUUUCAGCUUCUUCAAGCUCUCCCAACAUUUAAAAAUUCCUAUGAAAACAAACUUCAACAACAGUACAAGAGGCUUUUUGAAACAUAGCUUGCCAAACUAUUAUUUAUGAUGCUUCAGAAUGUAUAAGUGUUUUCAGUAUUCAAGAAAUAGUUGAUUAGAUUCAUAAUACAGUUAUAUAUAU
Messenger RNA from Limulus polyphemus (Atlantic horseshoe crab), 1600 nucleotides. RefSeq names its product testis-expressed protein 11-like. The transcript is spliced from 7 exons. Lineage: Eukaryota; Metazoa; Arthropoda; Merostomata; Xiphosura; Limulidae. The record is from RefSeq and is a predicted model, not a curated record. The coding region runs from base 1 to 1506 and encodes 501 amino acids.